GGGCUGCCGGCUGGCUGAGAACCUGAACAUGCGCACAGAGCUGCCCUAGCGUCAGGAGCAGAGGAGAGGCAGAGAGCUGCGAUGUUAGCAGUUUCUGUCUUUUAGGAGAAGGAGCCAAGGGUGCAGCAAGCAAAGGAGGCUGGGGUGGUUGGGGAAUGGGAAAGGAGCUGGAGAUAGGAAGGAUAAGUGAGUGUGUGUAAUUGUAAGUGCUGGAGCUGAUGAAUGAAGGUGUCUGAGCAAGAGACAAACGCGGUGGCGGCCCCGCCAGCAACGGCAGAAAGAACAGGGAGGAGGGGGCGAGCUCUCUUCUUUUAGGAUUAAGGGGAAGAAAAAUCGAUGCUGGGCUGUUGAAAAAUAACUUGAGUCACAGCAUCAGUUUUAUUGGAGAAGAAGCAAGAGAGUGAGCGAGAGCGAACGAGGAGGAGGAGAAGGAGGAGAAGGAAGAGGAGGAGGAGGAGGAGGAGGAGGAGAGAGAGAGAGAGAGAAAGAGAGAGAGAGAGAGAGAGAGAGAGAAAGAGAGAGAGAGAGAGAGAGAGAGAGAGAGAGAGAGAGAGAGAGAGAGAGAGAGAGAGAGAGAGAGAGAGAGAGAGAGAGAAAGGGAGAGAGAAAGGGAGAGAGAAAGGGAGAGAGAGAGAAGAGGGAGGGAGGGAGGGAGAAAGAGGGAGGGAGGGAGGAAGGGGGGGGGAAGCGGGAGCAGAGGGAGGAAGGCGUCGGAGAGCUCCGCUGGGGGCAUCUUCUCACCCAAGCAGACCAGGGCUUAGAGAGGAACGGAGGCUACCGAGGAGCAGGAGAGUUGGGAGGGCGGGUGGGAGGGGGUGUCGCAGCUUGGGCUGGGGGGCCAGGGGGUUGGAGGCUGAGUGAGAAAUAGAAGUGAUGAGAGAGCAAACAAGAAGGUUGGAAGCUGCUGUUGCUGCUGCGUUAUACCAAGAAGAGGACCGGGAGGUGGAGGACUGCUGCUCUUGCCCCUGCUCCUGCUGCCAUAGCUCUUGCUUAGAUUCGUCGGGGAUUCAGAGGCUGCGAGCGCUUGGCAUUCCCCUGCUACAGCGGCCCAGGCUACUUCAGACUUUGUCCCUCCGCAGCUCAUAGGGAUCAUGGAGACUGUAAACGGCACGGGAGGCAGCGGCAGCAGCGGUGGUACAGACGUGAAGCAGCCACCACACGGUCAACACCACCCCCGCCACCACCACCACCACCCCUUGGCAGAGAAGAAGCGGCUGCAACGCACUCCCUCGCCCGCCAGACCCUUCCUGAAGGAUCUUCAUCCUCGGGCUCCGGGUCCAGCCCCUGCCGCCUCUUCUUCCACCUCCAGAUCUCCUGCGACCGCUCCAUCAGCACCCAAAUCCCCGAGCCUCUCUGGCAAGGCGCAUCCUACUCCAUCGCAGGCGCCGCCGUCUCCCGGGCUUUUGGCCACCCAGAGCCGGCUCUCCCGACGCAGUGGGGGAGGCCAACUGGGAGCUAAGGACAAGGGGGUAGGAACAGGGAACAAGCAGGGGGGCAAUGCCAAGUCCUCCGCUUGCAGCAAGAAGGCAGCCCGGGCACCAACGGGAGAACAGCCCUCGAAGGCUGGAAAGCAACAGACACAGCCACAGACACCGCUUACAGGUGGGGAACAGGGGACCGCCACUGUUAAAGGCCGUAAAGGCAAGAGAGGUUCUGGGCCCCAAGGGACGACAGUUCAGACUCCAACUCCUGCCUCAGUUCCUGUUGUCUGCUCUUUGACCAGCCCAAGCCACUCGGCCCCCACUGCUCAAGCCCCCAACUUCUCUGGUUCCCUGGCUCUGGGUACCCGCAUCAGCCACACAGACAGUAGCUCGGACCUGUCAGAUUGCCCCUCUGAGCCCUUGUCUGAUGAACAACGCCUGAUCCCGACAGCCAGCAGCGACGCCGAGUCAGGCACCGGCUCCAGCGAUCGGGAGCCACGGGGAGCCCCCAACCCUAAUGCCAGCGGGAAAGGGGGACAGCCUUGCAGCCCUGAGCCCCUUGGACCUCACUAUCCCUCUUGUGCCUCCCCUGGGAGCGGGGGCGGCAGGGCCAGCCCUUCAGUGGUUCCCCCUGGAUUGGUGGGGUCUGGAAUUGGAGAAGAUGCUGGGGGGAGAACCCAGCCAAGAUCGGCCUCCGGGAAGGGUGGCCCUGGAGAAGAUGGAAAGGCGAGGCCUGGAAGCGGCGGUACCAACCAGGCACCCAGCCCGUGUGAGCUGCAGCAGCUGGUGCUAGCAGAGGAGGAGGAGGAGCUGCUGCGGGAGAUGGAGGAGCUGCGCUCAGAGAACGACUAUCUCAAGGAUGAACUGGAUGAACUUCGUGCAGAAAUGGAAGAGAUGAGAGACAGCUAUUUAGAAGAAGAUGUUUAUCAACUGCAAGAACUCAGACGAGAAUUGGACCGUGCUAAUAAAAACUGCCGUAUCUUGCAGUACCGUCUCAGGAAGGCUGAACAGAAAAGCCUGAAGGUUGCUCAGACCGGUCAGGUAGAUGGAGAGCUCAUCAGAAGUCUGGAGCAAGAUUUAAAGGUGGCCAAAGAUGUAUCUGUCAGACUGCACCAUGAACUUGAGACCGUGGAGGAAAAACGUGUUAAAGCUGAAGAUGAAAAUGAAACCCUGCGACAGAAGAUAAUUGAAGUUGAAAUAUCCAAACAGGCCUUGCAAAAUGAGCUGGACAAGUUGAAAGAGAGUUCCCUGAAGAGAAGAGGCAGCAGGGAAAUGAACAAAGAUAAGAAAACAAUCAAUCAGCAGACUGGAGGAGUGGAGCGUCUUGGGAACUGCAGGGCAGGAGCCAAAGCACAAAGGAAACUGGUUCCCCGGCGCAAGGACGACAGUGCAGAUUUGAAAUGCCAGCUUCAGUUUGCCAAAGAGGAAGCCACCCUGAUGCGCAAAAAAAUGGCCAAACUAGGGAAGGAAAAAGAUGACUUGGAACAGGAACUCCAAAAAUACAAAUCUCUUUAUGGUGAUGUGGACAGCCCACUGCCGACUGGGGAAGCUGGGGGGCCACCUAGCACCCGGGAGGCAGAACUGAAGCUGAGACUCAAGUUAGUUGAAGAAGAAGCCAACAUCCUGGGCCGAAAGAUUGUGGAGCUAGAGGUAGAGAACCGUGGCAUCAAGGCAGAAAUGGAAGAUAUGAGGUGCCAGUAUGAGAAAGAGUGUCUUAGCCGGGACCACAUCCCAAGCAUUCCUACCUCUCCCUAUGGCGACUCUGUGGAAUCAUCCAUGGAGCUGCGCCGCCAUCUUCAAUUUGUUGAAGAAGAAGCAGACCUGCUCAGGAGGUCUAUCUCCGAGAUUGAAGAUCACAAUAGGCAGCUGACCCAUGAACUGAACAAGUUCAAGUACGAACCUGGCCCCGAGUCAGUGUGGCCAGAUGACAGUGUCUGCAAAGGUGGUGGUGGCAGUAGCAGCAGCAGCAGUAGCAGCAGCAGCAGCAGUAGCAGCAGCAGCAGCAGUGGAGGGAUGCUGCAGGAAGAGCUGAAGUCAGCUCGGAUGCAGAUCAACGAGUUGAGUGGAAAGGUCAUGAAACUGCAAUAUGAAAACCGGGUGCUUCUCUCCAAUGUUCAGCGCUAUGACCUGGCUUCUCACUUGGGGCUGGAGGCUUCCAGCUCUGGGGAGAGUGACACUGAGAGUGAGGAUGAUAAGAAAGAGAGUGAUGGAGAGGAGGUUCGCCCCGGGCACCCCAGGAGGGAAGGGCCCAUUGGAGGUGAGAGUGAUUCUGAAGAUAUCUGCGAGAAGACUUCGGGCAUCGGGAGUGGAAAACCAUCUGAGUCCAGUGACGUGUGCUCUGCUGAGUUCAUGAGGGCCAAACAGGAGACCGAGUCCUUGGUCAAAAUAAAGCAGGUAGCGGAGAGAUUGGAGAGAACCGUAGAGCGCCUCAUCACUGACACUGACAGCUUGAUGUAUGAUGCCAAGCUGCAUGUCACCGGUGAUGCUUCACCUGAAUCAGGUUUCCAGGGAGAAGGAGAGACAAGCGAGGGGGACAAAAAUGAACCUGAAUUGUUGGAUGCGAUCAACUCAAAGAUGAAGAUUUUUAGGAAGGAGCUCCAGGCCUUUCUGGAGAAGGUGGACCAGGUGAAGGAAGGACUCAAAGAGCACCUGGAGGACCUCUCUCCUCUGCCUCACCUCACAGAGUCUUCUAGUUUCCUCUCCACCAUGACCUCCAUGUCCCGGGACUCCCCUAUUGGUAACUUGGGAAAGGAUCUAAUCACAGACUUCCAGUCCAAACUGAGGGAUCAGUUGGAGUGGCAGCCCAAUCAAGACCGUGGAGAGGAUCGAGAGAUUCACCGCCUUCGAGCCACUACAGAACCACACCGCAGAGCUGAUGGAGACAUUAAAAUCUACAGGCCAGGAGACAAAGGCUAUUUCAAUCUAGAGCUCAGGGAUCCCCCUGUCCAGAAUGUAUCGAUACAGGAGCUCCAGGCUCAACUUGAGCAGGAGACCAGACUUCACCAAGAGGACCAAGAAAAAUUUAAAGCAAAGAUCAUCCAGAUGGAGCAGGAGCACCUAUAUGCCUUGCGCCGGAAGGAGCUAGAAGUCCAGAGCCUGUCUUUGCAGAACACCCUGGAGAGGCGGACAUGGGAGGAAGAGAAGAAUGUAUUGCAGCAGGAUCUCCGUCACUUCAGGCAGAACACUUUCCUCUUCUAUGUCAAACUGAAGUGGCUUCUCAAACACUGGAGGCGGGGCAAGAAAGGAGAGGAGGAACCUGAGGAUUUCAUGGAGAUGGAGCAUCCUGAGACUGUACCAGGAGUUGGAGUUCAAACUGAACAAAGAGAUGAGGAUGAUGAAGAGAGAGGCGUUGGGUCCCCAGUGGAGUAUUACUCCCAACAUUCAAGUAUGGAAAUUGAUGAAGAUGAUGAUGAACCAGAGAUACAGACUGCAGAGAUUAUGGAGCACCAAAAACAGGCAGUGGAAAACCGGAAUCUCAUAAACUCCCUUAAGACUUUGCUGGAUGAUUUCCACUCUGAGAUGAGGGAAGAUGAACGGGAUCGCCUUGGAUUGCAACAACAAUAUGCCAAGGAUAAGGCCGCCUGGGAGGUGGAGUGGACAGAGCUGAAGAGCCGCCUGGAACAGUUGGAAGGAAAGAACUCAGAAAGAAAUCCAGGAGAAAUGUCUCCCUCCUUUGACUUAAAGGGAGCUUUUAAGAAGGAGAGAGAGGAGCACAAGAAAAUACUUGCAGAGAGCCAUAGCUUGGUGAUGGAGCUACGCUGGCAAGUCCUUCACAAUGAGAAAAACUGGAAAAGGGAAAAAGUGGAACUUCUUGACCGAUUAGACAAAGAACGCGAGAAUUGGGAGCUACAGAAGAAGGAGAUGCUGCGAAGAAUGCAUCAGCUCCAGGAUGGACUGAGCUACCUUGGAAAUGACACUUUCUUUAGGGAUUCAAAAGAAGUCAUCCGUAUGUUAUCUAGCCAAGACAGCUAUUAUUCGCCUCCUUCAACAAGAAAUUGGUCUUACUCUGAUCCAGACCCAAUGCAGUAUGGAGACCAUACACUGUCGAAAUUGAAGCAUUCAGACCGGUGCUCUGCCACAGAGAACAUCUACUUGGAUGCUUUGGCCUUGGAUGAACCCAAUGCCCCCAAGCCUCGAAAAGUGGGACGAGAGAAGUUUAUCACUUGCCUGCAUGAAGAAGAAGAAAACUACAAGGGAAAUCUUCAAAGGGCAGUAUCAGUGUCCUCCAUGUCUGAGUUCCAGCGCCUGAUGGACAUUUCUCCCUUCCUGCCAGAAAAGGCCAUGCCUUCUGCCAACCACAAGGAGGACAUCACUCCUCCCUUGUCCCCUGAUGACCUGAAGUACAUUGAGGAAUUUAACAAGAAUUGGGACUAUCCUCCAUCCCAGAGCCGCAGGAAUGGGUUGGCUGAGAAGCCCCCGGAUUCCUGGGCAGAAAGGACCGAAGGGGGGAGGUCGGGGAACGAUGUCCCCGGGUCAUCGUGGUACCUCACCACAAGCGUCACCAUGACCACCAACACCACGACCAGCCCCGAGCACUGCCAGAAGCAGCCUUUGAAGAGCCACGUCAUUGCGGACAAGACGGGGGUGCGCGUGUUUCAUAGCCCACCGGCGGUCCGCCGAUUUGACAACCCGGCGACGGCAGGCAGCGAGGAGAAGGGCCAGGGGGACCCUAACUUGUUGCUCUCUGUGAACAAAGCCAAAGGGAGCAUGGGGGAGGCAAAAGUCACCUCCCCCGAGCACGCAUUUGGCAGGUGGCCCUGUGAACACCCAGGGCACCACAGAGACAACUUGGAGGGUGGCUUCCACCCUGCGGAAGGCCCUGUUUGCACGACCGUGGGCUUUUCCUCCUCCCUGCAUAGCCUUGAGAUGUCCAAGAACAUGAGUGACGACAUGAAAGAGGUCGCCUUCUCUGUGAGAAACGCUAUCCACGCCAGCCCCAAGAAGCCUCAGCUCAAAGAUACGGCCUGUCAGACCAAUGGGUGCAAGACUAAAGGAACACAGACCACCCAGACCAUGAAUGUUGGCCUACAGACUGAAACCCUGCGUGGUGGAAGCAUCACCAGCAGUCCCCACAAGUGUCUCACCCCAAAGGCAGGGGGUGGCACCACACCUGUGUCAUCCCCCUCCAGGAACCUCCGGAACCGGCAGGUGUCACCUGCCAUCGAGAAGGUGCAGGCCAAAUUUGAACGCACGUGCUGCUCCCCCAGGUACGGGUCACCCAAGCUCCAGAGGAAGAGUCUCCCUAAAGCUGACCAGCCAAAUAAUAGAGCCCUGCCAGGGACACCCCAGAAAGGGUUCAGUGAAUCUGCCUGGGCCCGCUCCACCACCACAAGGGAGAGCCCCGUGCAUACCACCAUCAAUGAUGGACUCUCCAGCCUGUUCAACAUUAUCGACCACACUCCCGUGGUCCAGGAUGCCCUCCAGAAGGGAGUCCGAGCUGGCAGCCGCUCUCGCUCAGCUGAACCCCGACCAGAUCUGGGCCCAGGUCAAGAAACAGGCACAAGUUCCCGGGGAAGGUCACCUAGCCCCAGUGGGGCUGGCACCGAGACAGCCAGAGAAGAAGGGGGAGAAGGUACCCCCGUGAGGCAGGACUUAUCUGCUCCUCCCGGCCACACACUGACUGAAAAUACUGCCAGGAUCCUGAACAAGAAACUUUGGGAGCAUGCCUUAAAGGAAGAGAGGAGACAGGCUGCCUAUAGCCCCCCAAGUCUUAAUAAUGACAGCAACAUGGGAGAAAUGAUCAAAGCUGAACCAGGGUCCAUUGAGGUCUUAUAGAUGACAAAAUCAUUCAGAGUUUGGAAUUGACUCCUUUUGGUCAAGUUGUGAAGUUGUCAAUGUGUAUACUAGAACAUCAAAGCUCUCUUCUUUCUGAGGGAACCAGGAUAAAAAGGCUUAUUUUAAUCUUCUCUCCAUACUAGCUAUGUGACCUUGAACAUGUUAAUUCAUCUCUCUAGGUUUUGAUUGUCUGUUAAAGUAAGGAUAAUAUAAGAAAAAAAUUAUAAGUGGAAAUUAUAUGAAUUAAUAGUGAUGAUAAUCAUAAUUUUAUUAACCUUGUCACACCAUGCUAAACCUAAAAUUAUUUUUACAUGUGUAAUAUGUGUGUCCACAUGAAUCAUAUAUAUAUAUAUGUAUGUAUUUGGCUUGCAAGUGGCACAGUUAGGUAUGAUCUGAGGUCUGGCCCUUCUCUGCAAAGGAGAGUUGAGGAUUAUGCCUACAUCCCUAAUAUGCCAGCUCAGGGAGAAAGGGACAGACAGGCCAAAGAGCACCACUCAAGCUGGAUGUUCUUUCUUCUCAUCCAAAAGGUAUCAGGCUAGAAUACCUUUAUAUCUAUCCAUUCUCCUGCAAAUAUUGGCAUUCUGGGAGAAGAGAGUUUAAGAACAAAAGCCUUUCCUUGAAUAAUCUUAACAGGUAAGGUAGUCCUUAGAUUAAUCUCACUGACAUAGUUCCUUUUCUCUAAAUACUAGUAAUACAAAAUGCCAUCAUGGAAUAUGAUAGUUAGGUAAACCCAUUUAUCUAAGCAAAACAGUGAACAGAAAUCAGAGAAGUUAAGCAGAUUCAAAUAUACCCCCAAAUGCUCAAGAAUGAAUGAGCUCUUCCAUGGAGGGGUAAGCCAAGAUCUCAGCUCAAACUAAGAGAUUAAGAACUAUCUCGCCUAGAGGAGGUUUAUUCUUAGCAGAAUUUCAAUCAAGACCAGGGGGGUUGAUUUCCUCCCAUGGCUACCAUUUCAAAAUCUUUUUCUCUCUCCUUCACCUUCUCAGAGUAUAUCCAAUAAGGAAGUCUCUUAUGUAGGUAAUGCUGAGCAUUCUGUCUACCAAUCAGAAGUCUUGUCUUCUUUCACAUGCAAUAGAGCACAAAACCAUUCCAGGUAUGGAAUGCAUAUUUAUGUGUAAUUUUUUUUAAUUCACCAUCCUCUCUGUAGCUAGAGGAAUAAAAAAAAAUACCUUAUCAUAGGGUUGGUAUAAGGGAAUAAAAAUGAAACCUGUCCUAUAGCUUUUUCUAUGUGAGAAAGCGAGUUGCUAUACAAGAAUAAAUACCAUACCAUGAUGAUUGAAGUAUAGGGUAUACUGGCUUAGGAGUAUCUUGACCCAUUAUAACUAAUUAAAUGAACUUAUUCUAUAUCUCUAUCUUGUAAAAUCAUUUCAUUUCUUUGAGACCCUCUUUAGUGGUCAUGUACUCCAUGAAUCUUUAUCUGAUCCCCUGGCUAGAAGUGAUCCUUUUUUGCCUAUGUACACAUCUUAUUCUAACUUGUAUCAGAAUUAUGUAUAGAUCUUAUUCCUCUAUUAGAAUGUAAGCUCUUUGAGGGCAGGGGCUAUGUCAUUUUGCAUUUUUGUAUUCCCAGUGCCUUUCACAUAGUAGGCACUUAAUAGAUGGAGAAUGAAUUAAAUAAAUAUUCUGUAUGCUUGACACCC
Molecule: messenger RNA, 8830 nt
Organism: Monodelphis domestica (gray short-tailed opossum)
Lineage: Eukaryota; Metazoa; Chordata; Mammalia; Didelphimorphia; Didelphidae
Source: RefSeq, a predicted model, not a curated record